Messenger RNA from Pogoniulus pusillus (Red-fronted tinkerbird), 3725 nucleotides. It is a transcript of the gene CLDN12, whose product is annotated as claudin 12. The transcript is spliced from 3 exons. Gene Ontology annotation, cellular component: plasma membrane. Lineage: Eukaryota; Metazoa; Chordata; Aves; Piciformes; Lybiidae. Bases 147 to 884 code for a protein of 245 amino acids. The record is from RefSeq and is a predicted model, not a curated record.
GGCCCCAGAACCCUCCGGGGCUGCGGCGGCCUCCCGAGAGAGCAGCCUGCGGAGAGAGCAGCCUGCGGAGAGAGCGGGCGGCGCGGCGCGGCGAGUGCUUCCCGAGCCCCCGCGCCCUGACGGAAGGAAGCGUCGCAGCGGCCAGGAUGGGCUGCCGGGAGGUUCAUGCGGCCACGGUGCUGGCCUUCCUGAGCGGGACGGCGUCGGUGGCCGGGCUGCUGGCGGCGGUGCUGCUGCCCAACUGGCGGCAGAUGCGGCUCUGCACCUUCAACCGGAACGAGCGGAACCUGACGGUGUUCACGGGGCUGUGGAUCAAGUGUGCGCGCUUCGACGGCAGCCGCGACUGCGUCAGCUACGACCCGCAGUGGUACCGCGCCGUGGACCAGCUGGACCUGCGCGUCCUGCAAUUCGCGCUGCCCCUCAGCAUGGCCACGGCGGCCGCGGCGCUGCUGCUCUGCCUGGUCGGCAUGUGCCACACGGCCUUCGUGUCCAGCGCGCCCAACGUCAAGCUGGCCAGGUGCCUGGUCAACAGCGCGGGCUGUCACCUGGUGGCAGGGCUGCUGUUCCUGCUGGCCUGUACCAUCUGCCUCACUCCCUCCAUCUGGGUCAUCUUCUACAACAGCUACCUGAACAGGAAGUAUGAGCCCAUCUUCAGCUUCGACAUCUCCGUCUUCAUCGCCAUCGCCAGCGCCGGCGGGCUCUUCUUCACCUCCGUGCUGCUCUUCCUCUGGUACUGUGCCUGCAAGAGCCUCCCCUCUCCCUUCUGGCAUCCCCUCUACUCGCACCCCCCCAGCAUGCACAGCUACGCCCCGCAGCCCUACUCUGCCCGCUCGCGCCUGUCUGCCAUGGAGAUGGACAUGCCCGUGGUCACGCACACCUCCUAAGGGACGGCAGCCGAGCUGUGCGCCUGCCGGGCACGGCUGCAGCCUGCACUCUGCUGCCUUGCACUCAGCCUGACCACUCGGAAGGCUCAAGUUCCCCAUAGUGCACAGCAGUGGAGAUCAGAGUUUAAUGGCAGGAUCAUGGCACGGUGGGGUUGGAAGGGACCUCUGGAGAUCAGUGAGUCAAAGCCCCUUGCUAGAGCUGGGUCACCCAGAGAAGGUCACACAGGAACAAAUUCAGGUGGGUUUGGGAUGUCUCCAGCAGUGGAGACUCCACCACCUCUCUGGGCAGCCUGCCUCAGGGCUCCAGCAUCUUUAAAGAAGCUCCUCCUUGUGUUUAGAUGGAGCUUCUCCCAUUCCAGUUGGUGCCUGUUACCCACUGUCUUGUCACUGGGUGCUGCUGAACCAAGCCUGGUCCCAGGUCAGAAAGUCCAUUGCUGUUCUGUUACUUCCUGACCCACCUUUGCUGUGUUUAAGCUCUGAGCUCAGCCUAGAGGCUGCUGCUGUAGAUGCUGGGGCAGCACAUUGAGAACAACAGCUGCUCAUUCUGCUCUCUGGAUCCCAGCAGCUUUGGAGCUCUGUUGUUUGAUAUGCUGUCAGGCACUGAUCCACAGGCAGUAGCUGCAUGAGAGGACCUCUGCACCCAGAUGCAGACUGUGGUGUCUGAGAAGGACAUUUGGCAGAGCAGCUCUGUAGCGCUCUUCUCCACACAAAGCCACCUGCUGAGCCACUUCUGCAGCAGCUGGUGUCAAAUCACCCUGGGACUUGCCAGCAGAAGGAGGAAAAGGGAUGUAAGGUUUGAUGUCCUCCUGGAGCAGCACCUGGUGAGUGCCUGAAGCUGGACACUUCUGUGAGGUUUGUUUCUAGUCUGGGUUUUAAUAAGUUGGCAAAUUCAUCACACCUAUUCUGUGACUGAGAAUCCACUCCUGCUUCAAAAGCCUCCUUAGAAACUGGACUGGUGUGUCUGGAGGCCAUCUAAAGGUGGAUUCUCAAGCAGGCUUUAGAGUGCUCAGCAGUGCCAGCUGGAUUAGUAAACCAUGCAGAGCGGUGAAGACUGACAGAUUCUUCUGGAACACUACACAGGCUCCACAGCAUCUCUCCAGGGGCUGCAGCCCUUCAGGAGAGUCUUUUAAUUCCAGAGUUAGUUUAUUUUUCAUGUGUACAUAGGAGCAGUACUGGACUUGUGGAUUCUUCAGAGAUGAUCUUCAUGGCUGUUGGACUUCUUAGGCUCAUUGAGUUGCUGAUUAAGGCUUAAUCUGGUCAGCCAACUUUUGCAGCACCUUUCAGGUUGAGUUGUUUCACAGUCUGGUUGCUUCCACUUCACAACUGGAGAAUGUUUCCCACCCUUAUGUUCUCUGAGAUGAGGCUUUGAAUAACUUCUGAGCUUCACCUUAUCACAGAGCCUAGGAUGCGUUGGGUUGGAAGGGAUCUCAAAGACCAUCCAGUUCCAACCCCCAGCCAUGGGCAGGAAUACUUCCUCCUGGCCCAGCUUGCCAAAGGCCCCAUCAGUCUGGCCUGGUGAUGGUAGAUGAGGUUUCACUUCUCUUCGCUCAGGUCAUGGCUUGUACAGGAUCAGGACACCACCAUGACCGCAGCCUGUUUCGUCCUUCAGAAUUCAGCUUUGCCCUGCAGUCACUCUGCUUUCCCCUAGCCUCAGAUGCUUGUUUGAGCAGCCAAGGGCUGCUGCCUCAUGAUGUCAUAGUCACAGAACUGUUGGGGUUGGAAAGCCCUCCAAGAUCAUCCAGUCAACCAAUUGUCCAAGAUCAUCAUCAACUCAGCCCCAUCGUGGCCACUAAAGCAAGGCCCCAAGUGCCAUGGCCAGAUCUUUCUGGAGCACCUCCAGGGACAGGGACUCUGCCAUCUCCUUGGGUAGCCUGUGCCAAUUCCUGACCACUCUAUCAGGAGAGGAAUUGUUCCUGAUCACCAAUCCAAACCUCCCAGCUUGCUUUCCCACCACCCCAUGUCUGGUCCUCUCUGUGCCUUGCUGAAGCUCAGAAUUGGCCAGCACGCGUUAGUUGGCAGUGCCCAGUGUGCCUUUUGAGCCUGAACCUGCAGAGCAUUUUGGACUUGCUGGAGUGGUGCUGGAUACAUCUUUCAGUGACUGCAGGAAGAGCCAAACCAUCAGCAUCUCCAGAUCACGAGAGGCAGCCUGGCAAGCUGAUGUUCCCUACCAGAGUGGUUUGUUCUGGCCAUUGAAAGCAGGAAUGCUGCCAGCAGCUCCUGGAGGUUUAUGCAUUCCACUCUCAGUGAAAUUUGCUGCUGCCUAAGCUGGUGACCUGUUGAUUUGAGAAUUGUCUUUCCAAAUGUCUGGCAUGGAUCUGAACCAGGAAAAGUGGAGGUCCUGAAGUUAGUGGAUACUGACAGAGAGUUAAAGCCAUCUGUGUCCGAAGGGCUGCUGAAUCACGCAGCCUCCACAGCUGAGAGCCACCCAGCAGUGCUGGGUCUGAAGCAAGGAGGGCUGGAAGUGCUGCUCUCUGCAUCUCCUCCACAGAAAGAAGCAGCCAACCUGUGACACUUGAGCCGAGAUUCCUAUCCUGCUGAGGUUCCUCCUGCUGAGGUCCUUGCCCUGCUCAGCAGCAGGGCUGGGGAGGGGCAGGACUCCCUGGGCCUGAGCAGAAGCAGCUGUGUCUGCUGGGAAGAACUAGCGGGCAGCAGUUAGCAGCCCUGCCUCUGCCAUGCCCAGCCACUCCUUUCUGGGCACUGUGGCUGCAGCAGUGGAGGGUGGGUGCUGUGAGGUCGCAGGGAUCUGGUUUGUUUGCAGACUAUUCCUGUGCAGCUUCUGCAGUGGUGCUGGUUCUUUGUGCAGCAGAGGGGGAAGCAUUUCUAAUAAAACCUCCUCCUGCA